Morone saxatilis (striped sea-bass) is the source of this 2788-nucleotide messenger RNA. It is a transcript of the gene kel, whose product is annotated as Kell metallo-endopeptidase (Kell blood group). Gene Ontology annotation, cellular component: plasma membrane. The record is from RefSeq and is a predicted model, not a curated record. The coding region runs from base 109 to 2493 and encodes 794 amino acids. Gene Ontology annotation, biological process: protein processing. Lineage: Eukaryota; Metazoa; Chordata; Actinopteri; Moronidae. Gene Ontology annotation, molecular function: metalloendopeptidase activity. The transcript has 18 exons.
GGGGGGGGGGCACAGCAGGAGGAGGGAGCACAUGUGAAACAUCAAAUGUAAAAGAUAGAGGAUGCAACACACUGGAGAAACACAGAGCAAGACGUCCAUACACUAAGAAUGAGUGAAACUCCAAGAGAGCUUGAGACUCAGCUAUCAGUCCAACCAUCGUCACAGCCAGAACCUGAGAGGCAGCUUCAGCCUCCACCUCUGUUUCAGCUGCCACUCCCCACCCAAGAUCCUUCCACUACCCAUCAACUAACCCAGUUCCAGCCUGAGCUGUCAGAGCCUAACCCAGAGGACCAGCACCGAGCAAAGCCAGUGUGGAUAAACCAUCAAAGGCUGCUUCUCCUCCUUCUGGGGUUCUCCUUAUGCGCUGCCAUUCUGGGACUGAUUUAUUACAUGCAUCACAAUCUUCAGAAUAGGAGCAAUAACCGGCCCGGCACUGAGACUCCAUGUCUCUCCCCAGCCUGUCAGUGGGCCUCGGACCGCCUGUCCAUGUCUGCUGAUCCCUUCACGCAGCCCUGUGAUUACUUCUUGUUCACAUGUGGAUCUGACAGACUUUCACCAGACAGCGGGGGCAGACAAAGAGGUCAGGGUAUCUCCGGACAUCCACAGAACCAGAAGGAAAAGGUUGUAUGGCCAAAGAGGAGAGCACAAAGUAAAGAGAGAGAAGACCAAUCGCAGAAAAGAGAGAAAAUACUGGACAGAAAAACUGUGAUGCUGCAGUAUCUCAAGGAGCUUUUGGAAUCAAGCACCAGACCGGGUAGUACAGCAGUGCAGAAGGCCAAAGGAUUCUAUCAUUCCUGUUUGGACAUCAGAUCCUUAGAGACCGCUGGAGCAGAGCCCUUCCUUGCACUCAUCCAGAAACUGGGAGGCUGGGCAGUAUCAGGCCAGUGGAAUCAGACCGAUUUCAACUCCACCCUGAGCCUGCUCAUGAGAGACUACGCCACCUUUCCAUUCUUCAACCUCUAUGUGGGCAGAGACCCAAAUGAAAUUGCCCGCGGGACAACCAAAAGAUACAUACAGAUUGAUCAGCCAGAUCUGUUGAUCCCGAUUGAAUGGGACCGCAAGACACAAAAGUCUAAAGCUAAAACUCAGACGCUACGUCCUUUCUUGGCAUCGUGUCAGAGGUACCUGGCACUGUUGGGGGCCCUGCCCAGCCGCAACAUGAUCCACGUGGGCACGUUCAUCUCUCUGUCCUCUGAGCUCGCCGUGGCUGCUACACCUCUGCAGUAUCGCCUGUCGAAAGGCCAGCUCCAUCAGCGCAUGACCAUCAAAGAGCUACAGAGCCAGGCGCCUGCCAUUGAUUGGUUGGGCUGUCUGCAGGCUGCUUUCCAUCCACUGCCCCUCAGUGAGGAUGAUGAUGUUCUUCUGCAUAACUUGCCCUACAUUGUGCAAAUGUCCCACAUCAUUGGCAAAUGGCUGUACAAGCAUGAUCUGAGAACCAGCGCCCCCCUUCAUACUUACAUGGUCCUCAAUCUGCUGCACACUCUGAUGCCUGCCCUAGACUCAAGAUUUUCUGAAACUGCUGCAAAUCUGUCUGUGACUCUGGGUAACAGUGACGGGGUAGCCCCUCGCUGGAAACAGUGUGUGUUAGAGACUGAGAGAGGAUUUGACUCAGUUCUUAGAAACCUUCUCAGUGAAAGGACAGCGCACAGAGAGGCAGAGGAGAUUAUACAAAAUAUAUUUUCCUCCUUCAAGUCCAAAUUACAUGAACUAAAGUGGACAGAUCAGAAGUCUCUCCAGUCUGUCAUGAAAAAGGUUGAGUCUUUAAUUCCAAGACUUUGGACUACAGAGAAGAUCUCGAAUGAUGCUGAGCUCGACCUGCUUUUUUCCAAGGUGACAGUCAGCACAAAUAGCUUCUUCUCCAACUACGUCCAGCUACUGUCCUUGUGGCAAAAGAGACGCAGUCAGCUCUUGACUGAGCGCACUGAGGCUGCUGAUAUUCUGUCUGUUACACCAGUAAUCCUGGGUAAUGAGCUCCUCUUUCCCAUGGGAAUGUUUGUCUCUCCUCUCUUCCAUCCUACCUAUCCAAGGGCAUUGAAUUACGGUGUAAUAGGUUUCCUUAUCGCCAAAGAUAUCCUCCACCUGAUCCUGCCUGACAUUUUUUCUCAGAGUGAGACGGUGCAUGUUGUGGGGGAAUGUGUGUGGGCUCACUACCUCACUGUGACAGAAAAAGCGGGCCGGGGUGGAGUAUUGUCUCUCUCAGCAGCGCAGCAGCAGGAGGUCUGGGUGCAGUAUUCUGCACUGCAGAUAGCAUUGCAGGCUUAUCAUCAGAGUCUAAAGAACCAUCCGAGUGACACUUCCCUCUCAGGACUGUCACACACUCAUCUGUUUCUCACAUCUUUUUCUCAGGUUAACUGUGACUCCGACCCGUACCGUGAAUUCAUGCCCUUGGAGCCCUCCUUCCUGAUUACAGUCAUUUGUGCCAAAUCUGACCUGUGCCCUACGAGCCUACAGUGCCCCAAUAAAACCCAGCAGCAUUUACUACAGACUUGCUGAGUACGCUCAACUGGAGGCCAGCAGGUUUUGUUUUUGGAGUUACUGAUUAUUAUGGAUUGUCUGGCAAAUUAUCGACUUGGUGCUGCAGAAAUUCAGCACACCGUGGAUGCUGGCAAACUGUUGUUACAAUAAAGACAACAGAUAUUUAUUAUGAGAGUACCGACAGUAUGUAUAGAAACAAGGAAACACUGACAUUUUUUUUGUGUCGGUACUUAGUGUUUUAGAUGCGUGAAUUUCCAUAGAUUGCACAAGCUGUUAAGGUUUCAUGUAAAUAAAAUAAAUGUUUGAAAAACAA